This is a messenger RNA of Sodiomyces alkalinus F11, 1389 nucleotides long. RefSeq lists its product as hypothetical. The coding region runs from base 1 to 1389 and encodes 462 amino acids. The transcript has 4 exons. Gene Ontology annotation, molecular function: ATP binding; protein kinase activity. The record is from RefSeq and is a predicted model, not a curated record. NCBI's taxonomy places the organism in Eukaryota, Fungi, Ascomycota, Sordariomycetes, Glomerellales, Plectosphaerellaceae. Gene Ontology annotation, biological process: protein phosphorylation.
AUGCUGAACAAGCAUAUGACCAAAUUCUCCAACCUCGCCACUAUCUGCCUCCUUGCUAGGUUAAGACAAUCUUCAGCCUUCCACCUUAAGUGCCAGAAAUUCCAAUAUCAAUAUGCUUGCGGCCAUAAGAGCGACGUGGAAUGGGUUCCGCUGGACCCGGCUGAUUGUGACGAUGCGCCGUAUAUGCAAGGGACGACCAUAAAGCUUCGUUGCACACCCCCAGCAUCAACUGCAACGCGUUACCGGUCUGGUGUGAUGGUUCGGCUGCAUGCGUCAGAAGAGGGUGCCAACGCCUUGCCUCUUUUAUUUCUGGCUCAUCUGACGCCAGGUGCAGCAGAGGUAGGAGACUUUGAACUCUCUGUUCGGUGUCUUGGUAGCGUAUUCUGUAUCCGGUAUUCACCCAGAAACAUUUCACCUUCUAACCUCUUUGACAAAUAUCGCCAAUUGUCGAACGACUACGAGGAGGCUGGCAAUCCGUUAGCGGUGCACCAGCUGAUUAAGCCGUUCGAGCCUCUAAUGGAGAGCUUGGUACCUCCAGAUCAAGGCUAUCUCCUCUCCGACUACCUGUAUCCAAGGUACUUCGUUCUUGAGGCGAUAGCGGAUCCGGAAGACACGGAAAUAACUCCGAAACUCAAAGAAUCGAAAGAGUCCCUUCCUGGAGACUAUACGCAUCAAUGGCCCGAACUAGCGGAUCUUGGGGACUGGGUGACGAACAUUUAUCCGUCAAGCCAAAUUUGCCUUCCUGCUCCCCCAGAGCAAGAUACUCGAUUGAGCGGCCCAGAGAAAGUUUUGAUCGACGGCGAACCAUACUUCUUCAAGAGAUGGCAACAGUCUGCCCGCCCCCCCGGAGCAAACUUUACGGAGCUUCGUACGUAUAAACAAAUCCAAAAUGCCUUUACAUCAAGACGAAUUCAGCACGACCUACGAAUCUGCCGCCUACGUGGAGUCGUGGUGGACAGCGACGAUCGGACACCUUGCGGCGGUGAUGUGGAACCAAGUACCAUCCCGGCACGACUUGUUGGGAUCUUACUUACCUUCAUCGAGACGAACCGACCGAAGUGGAUGGGGACUCUGUCUAGCAGGGUCCGUCGCGGAGGUUGCUCCCCUGACACACUUUUUCGCUGGGCAUGCGAGUUGGAUGCAUGCGUCGCUGAACUACAUAAGGCUGGUCUCGUCUGGGGAGAUGCGAAGCCAGAAAACAUCUUAGUCGACGGGAAGGAUAACAUCUGGAUCAUCGACUUUGGAGGUGGUUAUACCGAUGGCUGGGUCGAUAAGGAGAAGGCCGAAACAACGGAAGGGGAUCGGCAAGGCGUCGCAAGAAUCAAAGCCUUCUUACGAGGAGGGGAGGGACGGAAUGGAAAAGAAGAGGAAGGGACGGAAAGGGGAUGA